AUGUACACCGGCAUCAAUCCUACGAAGUCGACUGACGAAAACCGCACGUCGCUUGGCGAAGACGAAGGCUGGAUUCCCAUCAGGCUGGGCCGAAGACCAGCAGGACACCCUCGAUUCCCCCAAUCGCCCGGUCCCCCUCCGUCCGGGCCACUCCCUGAUCGUCCAACCCCACGGUCAAAGACGACUCCAGGGCAUGCUCAAGGUCGGGCCUUGCAAGCACAAACGAUUCAGGAGGUCAGGAAGGGUUUGGUCAGGAAGGUUUUGGACACCACGUUCGACCAAGCGGGGAAAGACUUAAUCGUCCGGAGGAGCCUCUAUAAGUCUGGAGGAAAAAGGGGAAUUGACAAAAAUACGGGAAGGCCCUACAGAACGGCGGUAAAGGCUUUAUUGGAGGCCCUGGAGCCGGGCCACCUGUCCGAGGAGGAGCAGAACGCGGUUUUUGAGCAUCUUGAGUGGCCAGUCUUUUGCCAGGAGUGCAAGGAAGACAAACCCGCCUGUGAAUUCGAUUCAUACUCUAGACGGUUCUGGGCCAUUGAAGAUGAAGAGUGGGUUUUCCUACACGGUGAAAAAUGCACAACUUGCAAAAAAGAAGAGCUUUCUUCGCUAGGAAUUCAGCACCAGAGCUCGUACUCCGUUCCAGGAGGCAGCCGAGGUAGGGCAUGA
Messenger RNA from Metarhizium brunneum ARSEF 3297, 663 nucleotides. RefSeq lists its product as uncharacterized. The record is from RefSeq and is a predicted model, not a curated record. NCBI's taxonomy places the organism in Eukaryota, Fungi, Ascomycota, Sordariomycetes, Hypocreales, Clavicipitaceae.